This is a messenger RNA of Ectocarpus siliculosus, 1314 nucleotides long. NCBI's taxonomy places the organism in Eukaryota, Phaeophyceae, Ectocarpales, Ectocarpaceae. The record is from the annotation of a GenBank genome assembly.
AUGUUGGAGUUCUGGAAGCGAAAAGAAAAGCGCGUCGCCUUGGAGUGGGGCAUGAUUGGCUUCGAAAAUGACGAGCAAGCCCGUCCGGAGUACAAGGGAGAGUUCAUCCCGUCCCCCAUCGACGGCAAAACCGUUCUGUACUACCCUACGCACAAGAAGGCCUGGAAGUCCCGGCGGGCGACGGCCGUGAUCGUGUCAAUGAUCACCAUCGUCGUGGGCUGCAUCGCGGCCGUCUACGCCUUCAGGUGGUACCUGGUUUACGGGACCUCUGGUGACUGGGGCGAGACGUGGGGCGGCAUAGUGACGUCGGUGAUCAACUCUAUCCAGAUUCAAGUCUUGAACGCUGUCUACAAGAAGGUUGCUGUUGCUCUGACUGACUUCGAGAAUCAUCGCACUUCUACCGAGUACGAGGACUCCCUGGUGUCCAAGCUCUUUUGCUUCACUUUCUGCAACUCGUACGGCGGCUUCAUAUACCUGGCGUUCAUCGGGGAGCCGGUGAUCGGUGUCGCCUGCGAGAAGAGCUGCAUGAGCCUGCUCGCGACCAACCUUACCAUUGUCUUCGUCGUGCAGCUGGUGGUGGGCAACCUGACGGAAGUGCUCAUCCCGUUCAUCAAGUACACGAUGAGGGUCAAGGCUGAGAAACGAGGCGACGGGCACGGUCACGAUGGUGUCCCCGUCGUCAGCGGCAAGAACAUCCAGCGCACGCAGGCCGAGAAGGGGCUCUACCUCGAGCAGUACGACCCGAUCAUGGGUGCCCUGAUGGACUACGCCGAGCUGGCCGUGCAGUUCGGCUACAUUACCCUGUUCGUCGUGGCCUUCCCGCUGGCCCCCCUCCUCGCCCUGGCGAACAACUACGUGGAGGCGCGCUCGGACGCCUUCAAGCUGCUCACUCAGAUGCAGCGCCCGGUGCCGCGCGGCGCCGAGGACAUCGGGAGCUGGCAAGGCGUUUUCACGACCAUCUCUUGCAUCGCAGUCGUGACCAACUCCGCUCUGAUCUGCCUCAUCUACGAAGAUCUCGUCGGCGAGUACAGCCUGGCCACCAGGCUAUGGCUCUUCAUCCUCUUCCAGUGGGUGGCCUUCAUCUUUAUGGCGGGGUUGGGUGCCACCGUGCCGGACGUGCCCGAGGACGUGACCAUACAGCAGCAAAGGACGAUGUUCUUGUCUUCCAAGAUGGUGGACAAGAUCGCCGACGAAAUGGAUGAGGACAUGCAAAAUAUCGACCAGGCCGCCCUGGAUGGCGUCAAGGUUACCAUCAGCCCCGCCAUGUCGCCCAAAGGGGAGGAGCUGCACCGCGGUGUCAAUGUGGCCUUAUAA